This is a messenger RNA of Prorocentrum cordatum, 2634 nucleotides long. Lineage: Eukaryota; Dinophyceae; Prorocentrales; Prorocentraceae. The record is from the annotation of a GenBank genome assembly.
AUGGCAAGGGUGAUCUGGCGCCAGGGCGCGGCCUUGGCCAGGAGGCUGUGCGACCAGUUCGAGGUAGCCGCCAACCAUUUGCACGUCGCGGAGUCUGCGGUCACGUUGCUGGAGCCGGAGGUCUUUGCAGCCUGGACGAACGACGUCCACUCUUCGAUCCUCGGCGCGGACCGCGAGGAGCUUGUGGCUACUGCUGCGCGCGGGCAUCGCGCGUCGGCCGCCCGUGGCCGGGCGCGCGCCCUGGAGCGGAAGAUGAAGAUGUGGUCGCCUUUCGCCUCUUGCGUCACGCUGGCGGCGGUGAAGGUGGGCGACGAGGCGGUGACGGAGCCUCGAGCACGGGCUGCUGCCUUGUCCAGCUACUGGGCGCCCGUCUUCUCGCGCAAGGCCUGGGCCCCUCUGGACGCGCAGAGGUGCGCAGAUAGGAUGAUCAAGCCGUUCGACUUCUCGUCCGCGCCGCCACCAUCGUACGGGCUCAUGGUGAAGGUGGCGCGUCAGGCGACGCACUCGGCGCCAGGCAUCGACGGGCUCCCCUACAGUGCGUGGGCGGAGUCGCCGCGCUGUCUUGAGGUGCUGUGGGCCGCGUGUUGCUGGCUCCUCUCGGGCCAGGGCCUCUUCGACGCCGAGUCCAUCACGCUGCUCGCCUUCUUGCCGAAGGGCGAGGACGAGUCCGAUGGUGUCGACGGGCGCUGUGCCAGGCCCCCCGACCAAGUUCGCGUGCUGGGCUUGCGCAAUUGUUCGAGCAAGAUCCUCACGGCCACGGUGAACGUGGCGCUGCAGGAGCCGCUGGCGAAGAUCAUCCCACUCUCCCAGAGAGGCUUCGUGCGGGGGCGGAACUUUGGGUACAACAUCUUGGAGGUGGACCUGGAAUCGCGGUGGCACAGCGCUCAACCUGACGCGGUGCAGAAAUCGCCGAUCACGGUGAGCUUCGACUUCGCGCAGGCGUUCCCAUCGCUGAACCAGCUCUUCUUGGUUAUGGUUUUGCGCAGGUUCGGCUUCCCCGAGGCCGUGAUCGAGUUCGUUAUUGAGCUGUAUGCGGCGGUGCUUGCGGUGGCGGCCAUUGCUGGCGUUGUGAUCCCUCUCUUCUGGCAGCGCUCUGGGAUCAUCCAGGGCGACGGCCUUUCGGGGUCGCUCUUCGCCGUCGCCAUGUCGCCCUUUUUCUUUGACGCCGAGGCUGACGUGGAGAAGAAGCGACAUGGGAUUGUGCGAGCCUGCGCGGACGACGUGGCGGCUGUGCUGGUCGCCUUCGUGCACAUCUUGCGCAUGCUCCGCAUAAUGAGAUGCGCGGACAGGCUUGCGAAUCUGGUCUUGAAGCCGAGCAAGUGCCACGUGGUUCCCACGGAGGCGGCCUUUAGCGAGCCCCUGCAGUCCAAGAUCCAGGCGAUGCUGGCCCAGCGCGCACCGCAGUGGGCGGACUUCAAGGUCGCGCCCUGCCUCCUCUUCCUGGGCCUGUGGGUUGGCCCCGCAGUGACGCUGGAGAUCGCCUGGCGCGCCCCCUGGCGCAGGUACAGGCAACGCGCUCGCGCUGUUGGGGACGGUGUCACCUCCGUCACGAUGUCGGCCCGGUACUACGCAACGAGGGUCCUCCCCGUGUUGGGGCAUGUCGGACAGCACUUGCCGCUCCCGUGGAACCUCCGGCGCGAGGAGCCCACGGCUUUGGCCGAGGUCUUCAAGAUGCCGAUCGGUGCCCUCACGGUGAAGGACUGGGUUCAGGUCGCAACAGUGUCGGCCCUCAUCCGGGCCGCCGGCGUUACGCUCUCGAAGUUCCGAGCGCUGCUCUCUCGACACCGGCGCCGAGUGGAAGGCGCCGUUGACUUCGUGCCGUUGCCGAUGGCCUCCUCGCGGGCGCUGGCUCCCAUCUGGUGGAAGCUGCCCUCGUAUGCGGAGUUCAUGGCCGACGCGCUGGGGAUCGCUGCGUUGCCCGAGGAAGCCAGCCACCCGCAGGCUCUUCUGACGGCUGGGCGCCAGGCUGCGUUGCAGGAGUUGGAGGAGGCCGGGCUGCGGGGGAGGAGGCCCAUGGUGCAGCAGCGCGUGCGCGCGGCGGUGGAGUCGGCCUGGCUUGAAGGGCAAGACCUGUCGCAGACAUUCGAGCGGCGGCUCUUGAAGUGGUGGCCAGAGUUGGCCGAGAAGAUACGCGCCAUCCCGUGGGGCCAGCUCGGGGACUUGGUCUCGACGGCGUCGCCGGCCUGGGCAUUCCAGGUCAUCCGCUCGUUCUCCAGCGGCUGGCUCACGUCCCACAGGGUCCUCGAUGCCCGCGGGCGCCGUUCCUGCAUCCUCGGCUGCGACGCGCCCGAUUGCUUCAGCCACUACGUGAACUGCGACCGCCUCUCUUGGGCUGUCUCGCUGGCCUUGGGCAGGGUGCUGCCUGGCGGCCGCUUCAUCGAAGGGGGGCCUCUCUUAUGGCUCGGCCUGGGAACCGCGGCCGAGCAGCCGCUGGACGCCGAGCGGUUCGAGCACGUGGUCAUUGCGUCCUACUUCUACCACUCGUCGCGGCAGGAGCUGUUCGUGCCGCCCGACGAUGCGUUGGCGCUUGCGCGGGCUGCGCUCCGUGCCGCCCGGUUGAGUGCUGCUCCGGCGCAGCGCGCGAGGCAGGCUGCUCGCGGGAGCGCGAGGGCCGCGGCGGCUAGCGGCCGCUAG